AUGAAGAGCUUCCUCGCCCUCGCACUCGUCGCUCUCGUUGGCUCGGCCAACGCCGUUGAAGUUUCCCGUGAGCUCCAGGUCGCUGACUUCAGCUCCAAAGUGCUGAACGCCGUCAACGCCAAGCGCGCCGAGAAGAACCUGACCACGGUCUGCAUCAACUCGAAGCUCGCGGCAGCUGCCCAGGUCCACGCUGAGGAUAUGGCCGCCAAUAACUUCAUCGGCACGUCGGGCUCGGACGGCUCCACCCAGGUGGACCGCCUCGAGGCGCAGAACCUGAUCGUCUCGGCUGCCGCUGAGCUCGUUGGCGCCGGCUACACCACGGUGGACAGCAUGGUUGCGGCUUGGCUCAAGGCCUCGAGCGACUACAUCUACGCCGACUACCCGUACAUCGGCCCCGGCUACAAGUUCGACAAGACCAAGCAGUACAAGCACUACUGGGUGCUCGACCUCUCGGACGGUGAGGGCGAGAGCUGCGCUUAG
This is a messenger RNA of Phytophthora sojae, 480 nucleotides long. RefSeq lists its product as hypothetical. Lineage: Eukaryota; Oomycota; Peronosporomycetes; Peronosporales; Peronosporaceae. The record is from RefSeq and is a predicted model, not a curated record. Bases 1 to 480 code for a protein of 159 amino acids. The transcript has a single exon.